Penicillium verhagenii is the source of this 1383-nucleotide messenger RNA. RefSeq lists its product as uncharacterized. Gene Ontology annotation, molecular function: acyltransferase activity, transferring groups other than amino-acyl groups. Lineage: Eukaryota; Fungi; Ascomycota; Eurotiomycetes; Eurotiales; Aspergillaceae. The record is from RefSeq and is a predicted model, not a curated record. The coding region runs from base 1 to 1383 and encodes 460 amino acids. The transcript is spliced from 2 exons.
AUGACACCUCCCGCUUCUUUGGGUGAGGCCUACGUGCUAGGCGUAGGCUUGACUCGGUUUCUCAAGCCACGUCGCACCCGCGAAUACCCCGAGCUAGGGUACGAGGCGGGUGUGAAAGCAAUGCUCGAUGCCAAAAUCAAUUACGACGAUGUUCAGACUGGGAUUGGAUGCUAUUGUUAUGGCGAUACAACGUCAUCUCAGCGCAUAUUUUAUCAAUUUGGCAUGACCGGAAUCCCCAUAUACAACACCAACAACGCGUGCGCUACAGGCUCUACGGGCCUUCACUUGGCACGCAGUAUGGUGCGAGGAGGUCUUGCGGAUUGCAUCCUCGUCAUUGGCUUUGAGCAAAUGCGCCCAGGCUCCAUUAAAAGCGUGUGGGACGACCGACCCAGCCCCUUGGGCCCAUCGACCACAAUGAUGGAAGAUACAUAUGGAAAACAUGCCUCACCUCGAAAUGCCCAAUAUUUUGGGAAUGCAGGGGAGGAGUACAUGCAGAAAUUCGGCGGAAAAGCUGAGGAUUUCGCCGAGAUCGCGCGUAUCUCCCACGAACAUUCCCAGCGUAACCCUUACGCACAGUUUCAAACCGCAUACUCAUUGGAUGAAAUAUUAAAUUCCACACCCGUCCAUGGCCCUCUCACGAAGCUCCAGUGUUCUCCGACGAGCGAUGGUGCAGGCGCCGCAGUCAUUGUGUCGCAACGUUUUUUGGAUACUCGACCACACCUAAAAGCUCAGGCAAUACACAUAGCCGGUCAACAGCUGCUUACCGAUGGACCCGAGGUCUACUCUCGAAGUGCGAUCGAUUUGGUUGGAUUUAACAUGUCGCGUCAAGCCGCUCUCCUCGCGAUGAAGGAGGCCAAAGUCGAGCCCAAAGAUAUUAAAGUGUGUGAACUUCACGAUUGUUUCUCAACAAAUGAACUCUUGCUCCUGGACGCACUGGGAUUUUCGGCCCCCGGAAAGGCACACGAGAUGGUUCGUCGAGGCGACAUCACUUACGGCGGAUGUGGGCCAAUUAUAAACCCCUCGGGAGGGUUAAUCUCCAAGGGACAUCCCCUUGGGGCAACAGGGCUAGCGCAAUGCGCUGAGCUGACUUGGCAACUUCGGGGUUGGGCUAAUAAUCGGCUCGUUUCUAAUACGGAUGUUGCGUUGCAGCAUAAUCUGGGCUUAGGAGGAGCGGUGGUUGUAACUGUCUACAAGAGAGCAGAUGGCCAGAUCAAUCGAGAAGUAUCUGAUGGUGAGAUUCUGCAAGUCUCUGGCGUGGGAUACAAUCCUGCUGUUGAAGCUCGUUAUAUCACCCCCGAAGAUGGAGAACGCGUUCGAAGCAAGGCCAUGCGCCAUGAACACGUGCUGCAAGAUACCGUGGAAAAGCUUCGAUCGCGACUUUAA